GAGGGGACAGGGGCGAUAACUGGGAAAGCUGACAUCCGAAGGCUGGGCAAAUACUUGGGAUUCCGCUUCCGUUUCAAACGGAGGAAACUUUCGCAGAAUCCGAAAAUACAUAGCCGCAAGUGAUUUGAUUUAUAAUCCAAAUCAAAGUGCACCUCAGCAAUGGCCACUUCACCGCAGAAAUCUCCAUCUUCGCCCAAAUCUCCGACUCCUAAAUCGCCACCUUCCAGAAAGAAGGAUGACUCGUUUCUUGGGAAACUUGGAGGAACUUUGGCGAGAAGAAAGAAAGCUAAGGAAGUGUCUGAACUCCAGGAGGAAGGGAUGAACGCCAUCAACCUGCCCUUGAGUCCAAUCCCCUUCGAGCUGGACCCCGAGGACACCCUGCUGGAGGAGAACGAAGUCCGCACCAUGGUUGACCCGAACUCCAGGAACGACCCCAAGCUGCAGGAACUGAUGAAGGUCCUUAUAGACUGGAUCAACGAUGUGCUGGUAGGGGAAAGAAUCAUAGUGAAGGACCUGGCUGAGGACCUUUAUGAUGGGCAAGUUCUGCAGAAGCUCUUUGAGAAGCUUGAGGGAGAGAAGCUGAAUGUCGCGGAGGUGACACAGUCUGAGAUAGCUCAGAAGCAGAAGCUGCAGACUGUCCUUGAGAAGAUCAACGACACCCUGAAGAUCUCCACUAGAAACAUUAAAUGGAACGUCGACUCGAUUCAUGCUAAGAGCACGGUGGCUAUCCUUCACCUGUUGGUGGCGCUGUCUCAGCACUUCCGAGCCCCAAUCAGGCUACCGGAUCACGUGUCCAUUCAAGUUGUCGUGGUCCAGAAACGUGAGGGAAUUCUGCAGUCCCGACAGAUCCAGGAGGAGAUCACUGGGAACACCGAGGCUUUAUCUGGAAGACAUGAGCGAGAUGCGUUUGAUACCCUGUUUGACCACGCCCCAGACAAACUCAACGUUGUGAAAAAGACUUUGAUCACCUUUGUGAACAAGCACUUAAACAAGCUGAACCUGGAAGUCUCUGAACUGGACACACAGUUUGCUGAUGGUGUUUAUCUGGUCCUGCUGAUGGGAUUACUGGAGGGCUAUUUCGUUCCCCUCUACAACUUCUUCCUCACCCCAGAAAACUUUGAACAGAAGGUGCACAAUGUGUCGUUCUCCUUUGAGCUGAUGCAGGACGGGGGUCUGGAGAGGCCCAAGCCCAGGCCCGAGGAUAUCGUGAACUGUGAUUUGAAGUCCACACUGAGGGUGCUGUACAACCUCUUCACUAAAUACCGGAAUGUGGAAUAGGUGGCGCACAAGAUGGUGUGCCCGACACUGCCAGGGCAACAGACCUUGUCACUCAGUCGCUUUUGCACGCCUCACCGUUUCUAGACCCACUGACUACACGCAUAGAAGGCCGUCAGCCGGAUAGCAGUUAGCAUCAAUCUGUGUUGAGUGUGUUCACUGAGAUCCUGCGCUGUUGUGUUGGGUGUUGGGCAGACUUUCUAGUAAUCUUAUUCCAGUUUCACACACCCAACUUUUGUAACGCAGAAAAAAAAGACCCAUCCAUGAGUGAGUCUGUACUAAACGUGAUAUAGCAGUGUGCUUUAAAACGAAGCUCUUCACAAGCAAAUAAUAAUGAUCCAACUUUAAAUUGUAUAAAUACAAAUGUUAUUUUUUUAAAAUGUGGGCAGGAAGGGAGAAAUAUGAUUUAAAAAAAACCUGCUUUAUCAUAUUUUUUUGUAUUUCCAAGAUGACAAAACUAGCCAUUGGAACAAUCAAUAAAAUUUAAACAAUUUUAUAAAUCACACAAUUACAUUAUUUAGGUAAAUGGCAAAAAAGUGCAUAUAGGUAAAGUUGUAUAAACUAUACAGUCAUUGUGUAAUCAGUGGAGGACCUUUUUGAACACACUCAAUUGUACACUUUAUUCUAUCAGCACGUGGCCUUUACACUUGGGAAUCUCUCCACAGUUGUAACGGGUGACUUGCAUGUAUUAUUUCACAACUGGCCCUGCUUGAUGACUGUUAACCAUUACUACAGUGCUGCGAAAAUGUUAACGAAUUAGCUGCAAGUCUUAAAACAAUGAAAUAGCUUAGAGCAAGCAAAAUCUUGUGCUUACGUUUUCAUUCAGUUUCAUUCAGCAUUUACUGAUGUGUACCAUUUGUUUUAUACAGAGAUGAAAUGUCAACUUUUUUUUUGGUUACACUUUUGUUGGCGUUUUAGCAAAUAUGAAAUCCACAAAGCUAUCUUAAAUGUAUUUUUAAAAUAUUAUUUCAUAAAUAUAUCUGAAUCUGAUGUUUGUUUCGAUGUUUGUCUGGUGUUUGGUAUUAUUUUUGUUUAAUACUGUGGAAAAAAUACACCAGAGUUGAUUAGAAAUAUAUUUUGCAACGCAAGCACAUGACAUUUAACAGUAAAAUAAAUCAGUAAAACAUGUAAUUACGACCAGGAAAGUCAGCUUUCCUGAAUUCUUGAAAUAAAUAGGAGGUUGUUAAUUUUCUCUAGUGAUUGAGGGUUGAGUGGGGGGUGGCAAACAUUGUGGUAAUCUUAUUUAAAAUUCACACGAAGUAGGAAAAGGGAACGACCUUUUCGGGUUUGCACUAAAUAUGGUGCAUGACUGUGCUUUAAAACUGGGGCACUGAACGAGCAAAUGGCAGUGGUCUGACUUUAAAUUCUUUAAAUACAAAUGUUUUUUUUUUUUUUUAUGUGGGCCACAGACCUUACUGAUGAACGGUCUGUAUUUACACCGUAUUUGAUGUUAGCAGAAAUUGAGCCAAGGGGUCUCACAUUAUCUGAGUUUUUCAGAUGCUUCUCGAAAACAAUUAUAUUUUGCACAAUGUAUUUCAGACACCAUCACAGCACAUUAAUAUGCCAUUUUGAUUUGCCCAUUGUUAUAUUUAUAAUGCUCUUACAUUUCUCUGUUACUAAUGAGACAAUGGUGUGCAAAUGAAACCCUUUUCCCUCCUAUAUAAGACCAUUCGUGGAUCUUCCGACACUGCUCUGGGAUGAUAUCUAGCAGAUAUCGAUACUCCGUUGUCAUUAGAGUGGGGUGGUUGGAAAUAAAACGUCCUGGCUUUUAACUGAAGAGCGAGGUAAGUGAUUUCAAACCAGUGCAGCAGAUGGUAGCUUACUGGUUUUAAGAAUGCUGCGUGGGAGUUUGGAAAGAAUCGGAACCUUUGUAUUCUUCUGUUUGAAAGGCGCAGCGGCAGCCUGUCGGUUGUGAUUUAGCAAGCGUGUCUGUGGAGCCCGUGUUCUCCAGCAACUUGCUACAAUCCCCUUGCUCCCAUUUAUAAUAGAAAUAUUAUUUGUAAAUUAAUUCUUGAGUUUGUUUGCCACAGAUGGGAAUAUUCGGGGGGGGGGGGGGGCAGAACUUGCAUUUAAAACUGAAUAAUAGUGUGAUGAGAAUAUGUGCAAUUUCUGCCAUAAGUUACAGUUAUGGUUUGGUUGCCGAGUAAAGCGUUUUUAAGGAUUGUUAAAAUGUUCUGCCCGUUUUGUAACUGAACAAAGAUGCCGGUCUAGAUCAUCUUAAUGCAGCUGUUCAGCUUUGAAAGUUCUCAGAUUUUGCAUGGUCGAGCAGCCAGCAGUGGGUAACAAAGAGACGCAGGUUAGCACUGCACUGUUCCUGCACUGUGAAAGCAUUAAAGGCAAGGUCAGGACAGAUUGAUUCUGUGCUCUAAGUGUGCAGAGUAAAAAUCCACAGAUACAACUGAAACAAUCAGAACUAGGAGAAUUACCCAACUAGCAUGUGAUUCUCCUUAGAUACCUGUAUUGAUCUAUUUUAUUUUUUUCCCAAGUAGUAGUUCAUAUCUGUACUUUUAAAAAUUGCUUAUUGAAAAUGUUGUGUUUGUAUGCCGUGUCGAUUUAGCGUCAAGUGCCCACAGAAACGCAUGAAACCCAUGACAGUUGUUCAGCGUUACGUAGGGUUACAGUUGUCUUGCUUUCUAUGGCUGAAUACACAGGAUAAGCAUUUAGGAGAUGGAUAGAUGGAUGAAUGGUCUGAAUGCAUCUGUUCAAUUCGAUGUUGUUGGAUUUAUUUUGAAUGCUGGGAUUUCCACCAUGCGUAAGAAAAGGUCCUUUCUCAUCUGAGUAGUGUUCUGUUGAAAUAAACGCUGUCAAAAUUGCAGCCUUUCACAGCUUUCUUAACACAUGCCCAGGGUCACACUAGUCUGACUCAAAACAGAAACAUUAUGCAGCAUCUGCUGUUUUACUCAGUUGAUAUUAAGUCUCUGUUGUUGUACACAUUUAGAUUUAGAUCUAUUGUAGUUGUAGACUCUUAGAUUGUCAUUCAAUAAUCCAUUUUCUCACACAACUUCUGUCGAGCUGUUAUCAAAACGCCGUAUGUAUUAGGUUCCAGUAUCUUAACCUACUUUAUGUUAGUUAACAUUACAGAAAUGCCUGUGUAACAGAAGCUUGAGCCAAGCAUUUCGGAUUCUCCUUGUUACCCAUAACACGAAACAGGUGUCUGUACAGAAUAAAAGGUAUUAAGGCCCAUAUACAUAAAUCAGUGUGAGAUGAAGACUAGUUAAUUACAGCAUUUUUGAGCCAUUCACAUAUGGCCCAUAAUUGAAAGUAUGCAUCAGGUGCCAUUCAUUUCUGUUCUAGUAAGAGUCAGGUAUUUUAUUACGUAACUUUAUAUUAUUUCAGUGCCUGUCCAUAUUUUGCCACUGAAAUGGCAGGACUAACUGUUACACUCUCUCAGCUGUCAAUACUGCCACGUUCUCCUUCAACAUAUAUUUGGUUUGCUCUAGUAUGUAUGCUAUGCGCUGUGUGUACUUGUUUCGGUUGCUUGGUGAUCGUAUCAAUCAGUUCGUUUUAAUUUUGCUUUUAAUUCGGACAGGCGUAUCCAGCUCAGAGUGUCAUUAUUUUGUAAAUGUAAUUAUGGCUAAUAGCUAUUUGUGUGGGGGAUUUGCUGUAAACAAUUGUAAAGCCUGAAAGAGCUUUUUGCUACGUGCCUAUAAAAUUCUAAGGUUUCACAUUCCUAGAAGAAAUAAAGAAUUUAAAAUCAA
Brienomyrus brachyistius is the source of this 4973-nucleotide messenger RNA. RefSeq names its product parvin, alpha b (gene parvab). The record is from RefSeq and is a predicted model, not a curated record. Gene Ontology annotation, biological process: establishment or maintenance of cell polarity; actin cytoskeleton organization; cilium assembly. Gene Ontology annotation, molecular function: actin binding. Gene Ontology annotation, cellular component: cytoplasm; focal adhesion; actin cytoskeleton. The coding region runs from base 160 to 1278 and encodes 372 amino acids. The transcript is spliced from 13 exons. Lineage: Eukaryota; Metazoa; Chordata; Actinopteri; Osteoglossiformes; Mormyridae.